UCUACCACCGCUCCACACGAAGACACCCACCAUGUCUAACCCGUCUCUCUACGGUCAACCGAAAUCUAAGAAAACAUCCCAGUCCGAUCUCCCCUCUGCCUCCACCCUCGCCUUCACCAGCACCCUCUCCUCCCUCAUCGCCAAAGACGACUCCACCCGCAGCGCCGGCCGUCCGCGACCCUCCAAAGCCCCCAAAUCCGACCUCUUCAGUCGUCCCAACAAAGGUGCGCAGAAACGCGCUGCCGCUGAUCUCCGCGACGAUGACAAUACCGCCCUGCAGCAGAAGCACCAGCGCACGGAGGAUAUCGGAGCCGUGGACGCCGCCGCGCUGCACCGGUCCAAGCGGCGGAUGGAGGAGAAAGUGCGGAUGUACGAUGACUUGAAGCGGGGGCUUUAUCUGGCCGGAGGAAGUGAUGAUGAGGAGGGAUCUGGACCGCAGGAUGCGUAUUUGGCGCGGUUACGGCGGAGGGAGAAGGAAGGGUUGGUGGAUUUUGAUCAGAAGUGGAGGAAGUCAGCAAAUGAGGAUGGAGAGGAGGAAGAGGAAGGGGAUGAUGAUAAUGCGUCGAUUGUCUCCUACGAGGAUGAACUGGGACGGUCGCGGCGCGGUACUCGAUCCGAGGCUGCGCGCGCGGCGGCGCUGAAAGAGCAGGACGAUCCACGGGGAAAUACUGAACGGUGGCGUCCGGCUCGUCCGGAGAACCUGAUCUAUGGGGUGACGGUGCAGUCUGAGGCGUUUAAUCCGGACGCGGCGGUUGCGUCGCAGAUGUCGUAUCUGGCUGCGCGGCGGGAUCGGUCGCCCACGCCGCCGGAGGAGAUGCAUUAUGAUGCUGAUGCGGAGGUUCGGAAUCGGGGUACGGGGUUCUAUGCCUUCUCGAAGGAUGAGAAUGUGCGGAAACAGCAGAUGGAGGAGCUGCUCAAUGCACGGGAGGAAACGCAGCGAGAGCGAGAUGCUAGACGGGAGAGACGGGCAGAGCGCGAGCGGUUGAGGGACGAACGGAAGAAAAAGGUCGAUGAGUUGCGGGCCAAAAGACGCGCGGAAAUGUUCCUUGCCAACCUGGGGGAUGUGGGUGUUCUGGCAGGAGGCAGUGGUUAGUAAGGGCGGUGUUCUCUUCUGGCUUGUUAUGACUUGUGAUACCCCUUGACGAUAUAUUAUAUUAAUGAGCUUAUUUGAUUUGGAAAAUUGGAUGUACACGCAAUCCCGCCCACCAGUGGACGAAGGGUAUCAUUGGUAGAACCAGCUAUAUGUGCAGCGAACGUGGC
This is a messenger RNA of Aspergillus ibericus CBS 121593, 1260 nucleotides long. Its product is annotated as CCDC174 family protein. NCBI's taxonomy places the organism in Eukaryota, Fungi, Ascomycota, Eurotiomycetes, Eurotiales, Aspergillaceae. Gene Ontology annotation, cellular component: nucleus. The transcript has a single exon. Bases 32 to 1093 code for a protein of 353 amino acids. The record is from RefSeq and is a predicted model, not a curated record.